AUGGCGGCGGCGCGUUCCCUGCUGGGCGCAGGGCGGGCGGGGUGUGCGGGUCGCGCUGCUGCCGGGCUCUGCUGCUGCAGCGCCUCCAGAGCGAGUCCCCAUUGCACGGUGGCCCCGCAGCAGCAGCAGCCGCCGCCCCCUGCGCCCACCCCGGACAUGAAGAGCUACCUGUGGGCGCGCUACAAGGAGGCCAAGAAAGUGACCAAGGACUUGGUUCCUUCAAUUAUGAGUAAUUUGCUGAAUCCAGAUGCUAUUUUUACCAACAAUGAAAUGAGUCUAUCAGACAUUGAAAUCUAUGGCUUUGAUUAUGACUACACAUUGGUCUUUUAUUCCAAAAAUCUGCACACUUUGAUCUAUAAUGCUGCCCGAGAUCUUCUCAUUAAUGAGCAUCGGUAUCCCGCAGAAAUAAGGAAGUAUGAUUAUGAUCCCAAUUUUGCAAUAAGAGGACUUCAUUAUGAUGUACAUCGGGCAUUAUUGAUGAAGAUUGAUGCUUUUCACUAUAUUCAAUUGGGAACAGUAUACAGAGGCCUCAGUGUCGUCCCAGAUGAAGAAGUCAUUGCAAUGUAUGAUGGUUCCCAUGUCCCCUUGGAACAAAUGAGUGACUUUUAUGGAAAGAGUUCACAUGGAAAAACAAUGAAGCAGUUCAUGGAUAUAUUUUCAUUACCAGAGAUGACUCUCCUCUCUUGUGUGAAUGAAUAUUUUCUGAAAAACAACAUAGAUUAUGAACCUGUUCAUUUGUACAAAGAUGUCAAGGAUUCAAUCAGAGAUGUCCACAUCAAAGGAAUAAUGUACAGAGCAAUUGAAGCAGAUAUUGAUAAGUACAUCUGCUAUGCUGAGCAGACCCGUGCAGUGUUAGGAAAGCUGGCUGAUCAUGGCAAGAAGUUAUUUCUCAUCACAAACAGUCCCAGUAGCUUUGUGGACAAAGGUAUGAAGUUCAUCGUUGGAAAGGACUGGAGGGAUCUCUUUGAUGUAGUCAUUGUACAGGCUGACAAGCCAAAUUUCUUCAAUGAUAAGAGAAGACCUUUUCGGAAGGUGAAUGAAAAGGGAGAGUUGCUUUGGGACAAAAUUCAUAAAUUGCAGAAAGGCCAGAUUUACAAACAGGGUAACUUAUAUGAAUUUCUGAAGCUUACUGGCUGGAGAGGUUCCAAAGUUCUGUAUUUUGGUGACCACAUUUACAGUGAUCUGGCAGAUUUGACCCUGAAGCAUGGAUGGCGUACAGGUGCAAUUAUUCCAGAGUUACGAUCGGAGAUUAAAAUCAUGAACACAGAGCAGUACAUUCAAACCAUGACUUGGCUACAAACCCUGACUGGAUUAUUGGAACAUAUGCAGAUUUACCAAGAUCCAGAUUCACAAAUGAUUUUACAGGAAUGGAAAAAGGAAAGAAAAGAAAUGAGGGAAGUGACCAGAAACUUCUUCAACUCGCAAUUUGGGGGCUUAUUCAGGACUGACCAGAAUCCAACCUAUUUCUUAAGGCGUUUAUCUCGAUUUGCUGAUAUUUACAUGGCAUCGCUGAGCUGUCUAUUGAACUAUGAUCCCAAUUACACAUUUUAUCCAAGGAGGACUCCUUUGCAGCAUGAACUCCCUACCUGGUCAGACCAACUGUGCACUGGUACAUUCAGAAUACCCUUCCUGCAAGAGAUGGUUCAGAACAAAUGA
This is a messenger RNA of Emys orbicularis (European pond turtle), 1656 nucleotides long. RefSeq names its product 5'-nucleotidase domain containing 3 (gene NT5DC3). The coding region runs from base 1 to 1656 and encodes 551 amino acids. NCBI's taxonomy places the organism in Eukaryota, Metazoa, Chordata, Testudines, Emydidae. Gene Ontology annotation, molecular function: 5'-nucleotidase activity. The record is from RefSeq and is a predicted model, not a curated record. The transcript has 14 exons.